Molecule: messenger RNA, 717 nt
Organism: Fraxinus pennsylvanica
Lineage: Eukaryota; Viridiplantae; Streptophyta; Magnoliopsida; Lamiales; Oleaceae
Source: the annotation of a GenBank genome assembly
AUGAAGCCCAGCCUCCGCGAAGCUAUAGACUUGCUAUACAGGGAAGCAACCACAGCCACCACUGAGUGCUACACGCGCCUUCUCCUUGAUUGCAUCCGCAACCGAGAUGCCCACCAAGCGAAGAGGCUCCAAGCCCACAUGGAAUAUCUAAUGUAUUCACCCACUACAACAUUCUUCCACAACCGCCUCCUACAUCUAUAUGUCCAGUCGGGUUGGCUUUCAGACGCCCGUAAUCUGUUUGAUAAAAUGUCCAAAAGAGAUAUCUUUUCGUACAAUGUGAUGCUAUCGGGUUAUUCUAAAGUGGAUUCUGUUGAAGAUUUGAAGGAAUUAUUUGGCUCAAUGCCUUUUCGUGAUUCAGUUUCGUAUAAUAUUGUGAUUGCGGGAUUGGGGUCUAAUGGGUGUGAAAAGAAGGCUUUGGAAUUCUUCGUGAAAAUGCAGAGGGAAAGAGUUGUGCCAACAGAGUACACUUAUGUGCAAUUUGUUUUUGAACAUGAUGCUUAUAUGAAGAUAGACGUUAAAGAUGACAAUAGGUUGAGGCAUGCUGAUAUUAGAAAGAAAUAUUUCAAGCUUACCCAUUUUGCAGAGGUAUUCACCACUCACACUGGAUGGUCCAGAUAUACAAAUUGUGACCUCCAAAGAACAGAAUCGGUGGGAAGACAGAAAUCUAAAUUGAAAGCAAGUUCAAUGAGAAGUGGAAUGCUAAAGAAUUGGCAUUAA